GCCCCUUUGACGUAAAGAUCGUUUCAGUGAGUUUCAUAUUUCGGGAAGUUUCAGUUCUUAUCACUCGAGCAAGAGCGAUAGAUAGUGUCCUAAGAAAAACCGUUCCCAAUUAUCAAACGUUUUAAACAACAAGAAGUCACAAUGAAGAGAUGUUGCAUCCGAUAUGAUACAGCAAUAAUAUGUGCACUUUUCCUUUUCAGUGAAGUGGCGCAUGCAUUUUAUGCCGAGAAAAGGAAUGAUAAUCUGCAUGGCGAUCUUAUCCGCGCAGUUGUUCGAUCCUCGGACUGGCUGAGACAAUCAUAUAACAAAAAUACAACAAAAUUACGUCCUUAUCGUACAGGAUCCAUGUUUGCCACUCUCAGACUAGUAGGUCAUACUCCCAGCACUCUGUUGUCCGACUUCAAAAAUGCACAAGGCAUUUCCAUUGACCGGACAUUGAAGAACUUUCUUGACUCCGUAAAAGAGCAAAAGGGAAAUCUCUCGAGUAUUCCCACACCACAUCUUGCUUUGAUAAUCCACGGCGUACUUUCAAUAUGCAAAAAUGCCGACGACUUCCACGGUCAUAAUUUGACACGAGAUCUUUUGGCCGGAUUCUCGACUUUUGGGGAAAAUCGAUAUUUCAACAACUAUUUUGGCUACAGUUUAGCCGUAAUUGCUGUAUGCAACGCAAGGAAACGCAUUUCCAGUCAAGCGGAGAAGACAUUAGUUAAAAGUGCGUACAGGCAAACCUCAUCCCAUACUGUUGAUAUUGAUGCAUUAAUUUUGACUGCAAUGUCAUGUGUAAGCUCGCAGCGCACUUCGAUCGAGCUGAACUCGGCAAAAAAUUUCUCAUUCAACGUCUUCUCUCAAAUCAAAAUACAACAACUGGAGGCUUUGGAAACCAGUACUCCUCGGCUUUAGCAGUUCAGGCCCUUCUCGCAGCAGGUGUUGAACCCCGCAUCUUCUGCUAUGAGAAAGCAAUGAGAAAUAUACUUAAGUAUCAAAAGAAGGAUGGCUCCUUUGGAACAAUAUUGGCAAAUAUUCAAGUAACACCAGCACUUCUCGGAGAGUCACUAAUCAACUUGAAAAAUUAUCCUUGUCCAGCGGAGCAAUCGGCAAUAGUUCCAAAAACGGUCAUUGCUGUGCGAGUACAGUUGAUUUUCAAUGUCCCAAAUCUCACGAAAACCGAACCAUGGGUGGAGGUCAGUGUUCUUCAAGGUUCCACAGCCAAGACAAUUUUGGACAAGGCAAAAGAGCAAAAUUCAUGCUACACCGCGACAUAUAGAAGAUAUGCGUGGGGCCAUUCCAUCACUAGUAUUUGUGGAGUCGCAUCAAACUGGAAGGCAAAGCAUUAUUGGAUGAUUUACCUCAACAACAAAUCAGCCCAAUAUGGCGUCGAUGGACUAAAACCAAAAGACGGAGACUAUAUCACAUUUAAAUACAAGAAAGUCAGCUUUAAGUAACUGUUUAGAUUAGACAAAGGUGUCGGAUUAACAAUUCAUGUAGCAAAUCUAUAGAAUCUAAGUCCAUUUAGAAGUACUUAUUACCAAGAAUGCCCAUGUUUUAUAGUGAAAAUGCUAUUAAAUAUGGUAUCAUGA
Xenia sp. Carnegie-2017 is the source of this 1577-nucleotide messenger RNA. Its product is annotated as transcobalamin-2-like. The transcript is spliced from 5 exons. Gene Ontology annotation, molecular function: cobalamin binding. The record is from RefSeq and is a predicted model, not a curated record. NCBI's taxonomy places the organism in Eukaryota, Metazoa, Cnidaria, Anthozoa, Malacalcyonacea, Xeniidae. The coding region runs from base 777 to 1442 and encodes 221 amino acids. Gene Ontology annotation, biological process: cobalamin transport.